Molecule: messenger RNA, 2553 nt
Organism: Coniosporium apollinis CBS 100218
Lineage: Eukaryota; Fungi; Ascomycota; Dothideomycetes
Exons: 2
Coding region: 1-2553 (850 amino acids)
Source: RefSeq, a predicted model, not a curated record
AUGAAGAACAUCGUCAUCAGUAACUCCACGGGCUCGGUCACUGUGUCUACCUCGGACGAAGAAGAAUCUGGAGUGCAAGUCACCGCUUCCCAGUCGCCCUCGAGCCAAGAAGAAGACUACAACGACGAGUCGGACUGGAGCGAGGUAGGCGCUGAACAGUUCUCCGAAGACGCCCUCUAUCCCUCCGACUCUGCCUCUCGACCUCGAACGUCCGGCAAGCACCGAGCCCUUCCAGCGCAUGACCGUCCCCCACCCCCACCACGUCGCAAGUCAUCCAACCGCGUACCCGUCCGAGAUCCCCCUCGACCUCGUGAGGCCCCUCGGGACCCUUACUACCCGGAAUACAGAGACCCAAGAGACUUUAGCAGGCGGGUACCGUCUGACUCUUCCGGCAGUGUGGAGCACGACGAUUACCCGUACGGCCACGGGCACGGCCGGCCCCCGCACCGACACCCACCGGCGGAAUGGCCCUCCGUACCACCUAACGGCUACCCACCAAGCAUGAUGUCAGGUGUCGGGUCGCCCUACGCGGUCCCUAACCCUUUCACAGGCCAGCCGAUGGACUCAUUGGUGCCAUACUCCCGGCCAGAACAAUACGGCUACCCCCCAAACCCCUUUGCGUCACCUGGAUACCCAUUUUCACCUGGCCAUAGCACUCCUGGCGCUCCAGGUUACCCAUUCCCUGAAACGAGCCGACAGGGACGAGGUCCACGGAAUCCAAUGGGUCGGCCCGGACCCCCUGAGCAGGUAGAUGCCGCCUAUGCCAUGAUGCCCUACGGCUAUCCUCAAUACCCGCCACAGCCCUACGGUCAGCCGUAUCCAGGCUAUCCAGGCUAUCCCGGCUACCCUCCCUAUCCUCCACAACAUCCGCAUUCGCACAACCCAAGCCCCGCGCCGCCCAAAACGCACACCCCCCAUGAGGCUACGCCUUCCGUGCCCCCGGCAGCUCCAGCAUCCGCUCCGCCUGCGGCACCCGUAGCGCCGCCACCCGCACCGGUCGUGGUUGCGCCGCCACCUCCUCCUGGACCUUCACCGGAGGAGUCUCGCAUAGCCGCUCUGGAGAAAUUAAUCAAUGACCGAGCUGCGGCCGACGCCGAAGCUGCGGCGAAAGCAGCCAAAGAGGCAGCAGAGAAGGCGCGGAAGGAGGAGAGCGAGAGAAUCGCCAAGCUCGAGUCGCUCCUGAUGGCCCAGCAGCAGAUGAAGCUGGACAAGAUCGCGGCCAAGAAGGCGGCGGAAGCGGAGGCGAAGAUUCUUGCAGCUGAGAAGAAGCGGGAGGCCGAAAUGAUGAACCUGCAGAAGCUGGAGAAGCUCUUCAUCGCCCAGAAGGAGGAACAGCUCAAGCGUGAGGAGGCGGCAGAGGCGGCGCGGAAGGCGGAGAAAGCAGAGGCGGAGUCGAAAGCCGCGACAGAAGCGGCGGAGAAGAAGGCGGCUGCUGAGGAAGCCGCCAAGCUUGUUGCCGCGGCGAAGAAGGCGAGGGAAGAGGCUGAGGCAAAGGCAAAGAAGGAGGCUGAGGACGCCAAGGCGGCGCAUGAGAAGGCGCUUGCGGAGGCUAAGACCGCGCAGGAGGAAGCUGAAAAGGCGAAGAAGGAGGCUGAGGAGUUGAAGGCAAAGGCUGAAGCCGACAAGAAGAAGGCCGAAGAGGAUGCUGCGGCGGCGGCUGCGGCGGCUGCGGAGGCCGCGAAGCCGAAGCCGGAUGAGGCGAAGAAGCCGAUCAGGUUCAAGGAUGCAGUAGGAAGGAAGUUCAGCUUCCCGUGGCACUUGUGCAAGACGUGGAGAGGCAUGGAAGAGCUAAUCAAACAAGCCUUCCUCCACGUUGAAGGCCUCGGCCCCCGCGUCCAAGAAGGCCAAUACGACCUCGUCGGCCCGGACGGCGAGAUCAUCCUCCCGCAAGUCUGGGAAACAGUCGUGCAGCCGGACUGGCAAAUCAGCAUGAUGAUGUGGCCGAUGGCUGAGCCCAAAAAAGAAAAGAAGGAGGAAAAGGCAGCCGACGCCAUUAUUGCCGUCCCAGAAGACUUCGUCAGCAUCGACGUCGGCGGCGUUGGCGCCUUUCCCGUCCACCCUGUUGGCAAGAAGAACUCAAAAGGCAAGGAAGAGAAGAGGAAGUCGACGAAAGUCGGCCAUGCUUCGCACGCGGCUCUGGCAGCCGCAAUGGCCGGCCCCUCCGCCAUUCCUGUCCCACCAUCGCACGGUGCUGCCGCCGGCCUCGGUAUAGGCGGCAUCCCCCCCCCGCCCAUGCACCACGGCUCCCCCCCAGGCGGUGCCGCGGCCGUCGUAGGCGUGCCACUGGUCGAGGUCAUAGGCGGAGGCGGCGGCGGGACCGGAAACGGAGGCGGGCGGCCACGGAAGCAAUCCCGGCCACCGUCAGUGCUCGGCUGGUUUGCAGGCGGCGGCAUGCGGCCGAAUCAGUCGUUAAAAGGCCCAAAAAAUGAGACCGGUAGCUCGAACACCCGGACGAUUCCCUCGGCCGUGAAUGGCGGCAAUGCGCACGCGCGCGCGCCCUCUGUCAGGUCUGUGAAGUCUGCGCAGGGCGGCAAUGGAUGUGUGGUCAUGUGA